Molecule: messenger RNA, 1467 nt
Organism: Metarhizium robertsii ARSEF 23
Lineage: Eukaryota; Fungi; Ascomycota; Sordariomycetes; Hypocreales; Clavicipitaceae
Product: Histone-fold protein
Exons: 1
Coding region: 1-1467 (488 amino acids)
Molecular function (GO): protein heterodimerization activity
Source: RefSeq, a predicted model, not a curated record
AUGACCUCUAAGCCCCAAGUUCAUUCCCAAUUCACCGUCUCGUCAGGAUGCCUAUGCUACGGGCACCUCCACAAUAUGUGGCACGGAAAGUCUAUGCCUAUCCAGCCGUUUCCCAGUGCACUCGAGCGCGAGACGGGUGGGACAGUCCUAUGCCAGCUCGUGCACUUCAAUAUCGCUGCUCAAAACGGCACCUGGCUGGCCUAUCAGCUCAUGGACAACAGGACGAACGAAGUCGCGGCCUGGUUUGUGUGUCACUCCCACGUCAACCUGGAGACGGAGAUUGACAAGAUUCUUCGUGUCUCCGGAGCACCUCAUGAAGACGGCAGUGGAAGUCGAUUCCUUGAUGAAAAUACCGUGGCCGAGGGGGUGCUCCCCAUUAAUCGAUAUGACUGGGGCUAUUACGACUACCGCUGUCGGGAAAAUGUGGCUGACACUGAGGAGGAAGCGAACGAGAGCGAGGAUACGUACGUGUAUGGAGAACAUGUUGGUCUUGUUGACUACGGCCAUGCGGAGGAGUACAUUGAGAAGUGGAAAGGUGUGAGGGCUCACAAGAGGGCGAAUCAGACACAUGGGCUAUGGAUGACCAUUGAGUCGGAAUACAUGUUUGGCCGCUUCGGUUUCAACGACGACCGCACGGCUGCAAGAUCGUUCCUGUGGUUCUCUAUAGAUACACGCUUCACACAGACGACAUUUGCUGGGAUGGAGCGCACGUUGAGGGUUGAGGCGUUGGGGGAGUCGAGCGAGGAAAAGUUUCAUCGGCAAUUAAGAGAGGGGUGCAAACUUGACGGGCUGGACGAGUUACAUGAACAGAUCAAGUUGUUUGAUAUGGUUCACAGGAUACCGCCCGAGGCCGAGUGCUUGGGACCUUAUGAUGCAAACGAGCAUAUUCUUCACGCCGCGGAUGUGGAUGCCCUUCGGCUUGCUCUCCAGCUUCCGGAGGGUGUUGGCCACCCCGAGUUUCCGGAGCCGUUGAAGGAUGCAAUCGUGGCGCUUCUGAAUAACGUCUUAAUGAGUUAUCUCGAGAAGGUCAUGGUCCCUGCGUCCUCUGCCCAAGCUACCACCUGCUCAAUAGCAGCGUCUCUAUUCCCAAACUAUGAAACUCUGCAGUCUAUCGACGGGCAAAUGUACGCAGCCAUGACGAGGCCCAACUCCAGAUCCAUUGAAGGGUAUGAUGGAGUUGCAGUCGGGGAGAGGAUUCAAAGGUUUCUUGCGCUUCGUUGUGGAGAUGGCAACUUGGCCAGAGAUGGCGAGUUUAUUGCCGGGCUGGUGGCGGUCGUCGCGUACUUGGUUUCCGAGUUGUUGGAGCUGGCGGAUAAUUACAGGAGAGAUUGUAUGGUGAGCGGCACCGGUCCAUUGCAUUUACGGCUGGCGGUGAAGAACGAUGAUGAUUUGUUGGAUAUGUUUAGGUUUUCGAAGAUGUAUUGGUAUGGUGAUGGCACGGAGCGGGAGCCGGAGAGGGAACAGUAG